Molecule: messenger RNA, 3705 nt
Organism: Nasonia vitripennis (jewel wasp)
Lineage: Eukaryota; Metazoa; Arthropoda; Insecta; Hymenoptera; Pteromalidae
Gene: Oatp33Eb
Product: solute carrier organic anion transporter family member 2B1
Exons: 10
Coding region: 342-3380 (1012 amino acids)
Biological process (GO): transmembrane transport; sodium-independent organic anion transport
Cellular component (GO): membrane
Molecular function (GO): protein binding
Source: RefSeq, a predicted model, not a curated record
CAGGUGAUCGGCUAGCCGGCAAUACGUCGUCACACGAAUCCACGUACACAUUGCGCUCGCAUACAUCUAGGCGCGUCCCGAGGUCUUAUCGGGUCCGAGAUAUAUCGCGUUAUCUGUGCUCCGAGAUAACGCGCGGCGCGAAGGUGCCGACGAGGCGACGAGCCAUACGCCGAUGGCUUUUUUCACCGGUCGCGUGUGUCCGUACGCGUUGACAUGAGGAGGCUUUUUUCGGUGAAGUUUAACAGUGACGAGUGCGAUUCUGAUUAAUUUUCGUACGUCGAGUGACAUAGAAAGUGAGUUGGAGUGUGAUUUGAUUUGCGUUGAGUUAUACAGUCCAAAACAUGACGCUGGGACCUCAGGAGAUAGUGCGCUCGGAGGUCGAGGGCAGCUUUUCUGGACCGGCGAAUUCCCUGACUCCGGAAUCGAUAGACUGCGGCUGCAGUCGCUAUCAACUGCCGCGAUUGGCGAAGUUCGCGACGCGCCAGAGCUUUCUAGCCCUUCUCUGCUGCAUCGGAGUACUACAGGCCGCCGCACAGGCUUACCUUCACGUCACCAGCUCUACCAUUGCCAGGAGGUUCCAGUUCGAUCCCUACCUCAUGGAAUGGAUUCUGUGUACGUCAGAAAUCGUACUGGUGAUCGUGGCUCUGACCGUCGCUUACUGGGGCGACAGGAUUCACAGAGCAUCUUGGCUGGGUGGUACUACGCUCAUUCAGUGCGCAACUUUUUUGACACUUCUGAUUCCGCAUGGAUCCAAUUGGCUCAAAAUUACGACAUCGACGGAUGAACCGGUGAACGUGACUCACAUGUCUAUUUACGCAGAGGAAAGUCCGGACCUUUGCAUGAGAAUGUCCUCGAGACUAAUCGCACUGGAGGACCCGCCGCAUUAUUCGACUCUCUUUAUUCUGAUCGCCGUGCAGAUCGUUACCGGAAUGGCCAAUGUCGCUUACUACGCUCUCGGUAUAUCCUACCUCGAUGAUAACACCAAGAAAAUACACGUGGCUGUUUACUUUGGCGUCGUACUGGCGACGAAAGUACUGGGCAGUAUUUUGGGAUACAUACUUGGCUGGUCGUUUUUACGAAUAGAUGCUGAAGACUUAAGCUCGAUAAGAUCGUACAGGGAUCAAAUCGGAGCAUGGUGGCUCGGCUGGCCGAUUUUGUCAGUCAUGCUGGCUAUCCCCGCUGGCUUCAUGGCGAUCUUUCCUCGGAAGUUGCCGUCAGAGCUGGUAGAAGAAGCUGCAGCAACGAUCAUCGAUCAAUCCGGUACCUUGAGAGGAUCUCAGAGAAACGCAGUGAAGAAAGUUGGCAGUCCUGACUUCUUUCCAUCGAUAUUGAGACUGCUCACCAAUAAGAUCCUCAUUUGUAAUGUUCUGGCUGCUGCGUUUUUCUUAACUGCUCUGAUAAAUUUUAUGGCGAACGAAAAUAUUUUUCUCGAAUCAAGAUUUUAUGCGCCACGUCCUACAGGAAUGUUGCUAGGCUUCGGAGAUCCUUUACUUUCGCGGACAGUCACCACAAUCAUCAAACCAUUGUUAGCUGGUUUAGUCAUAAUAAUUUCUGGCUUGGUCAUUGCUCGAGCAAAGCCCAACGCAAGAAUGCUCGUUAUCUACAGCCUCAUAACAUUAAUUUCGUCGGCCUUGAUAAUAUUUGGGCUUGCCUUCGAUAACUGCGAUAAACCACCUAUUGUCGGCGCUCACAGAGGAUCGAUCGUACUGAACAGAUUUUGUAACAGAGAAUGUGGAUGUUCUCGAGACGCCGAUUUUCGGCCAGUUUGCGAUAGUAGAGGAACGCUUACGUUCUACAGUCCUUGUCAUGCUGGAUGUACAGCGAUGGAUUAUGAUGGGACAAAUAAAGUCUUUUCGAAUUGCUCUUGCGUCGAAGACGACACAGGACAGGGAAACACCGAAGCUAGAGAAGGCCCAUGUGGCUCUGACAGUUGUCAGGUUGGAUGGCUCAUUUAUGAGAUUUUGACAAUAGUAGUUUACGCUGCAUCAGCUUCCACCAUAGUCGGAGAUUUGUUAAUAAGUUUGAGGAGCGUAAAUGUUCAGGAUAAAGCUCUGACCAUUGGAUACAGUAUGACUCUUUUAGCAUUUUUCACUUAUGCCAUUGGUAAAAUAUCGUACGACGAAUUAGCUAAAUCAACGUGUCAACACUGGGGUUUGGAAGAUCGAAUUUGCCAUUUACAUCAUUCGACAGACUUAGGCAAUUAUUUGUGCUUCUUAACGGCUGGUCUCAUUGUCGUUGCUGCAUUGUUCAAAGUUGGAGUUUGGCUUUUCUGUCAGGAUCUUGAGAUGUACGAUCCGACAGAAUUAGAAGAAUCGCAACCGAGAGAAAUGAAGGACAUGUCCAAAACUCAAGCUGAGCCACUGCUUCAACCGCAAGCCACAUCUGAACAAGAGGAGUCGAACCAAAGAACAGUAGAUACAGUGGACGACGUGGUGGAGCCAGUUGUCGUGAUAGAGAGUAACAAAUUAGGCAAAGAAAAUGGUCCAGUAGCAAACGUCGAUGAAGGUGAACCAUCGAGAUUGAGGUAUGGACCACUUGGACCAGGAAACAGAAGAGUCCUUAAAACCCAGUUUAAUGCUAGUAUACCACAUAUCGAUACGGACGAUGACUUGGAUAGUUCAGAAGGAAGUCAGACCUUGAGAAAAGGUUCAGCCUCCCAAGUUUCGUACAAGCCGUUGGAGCUGGACUCGGAUGUAGAAAGUGAGAUGAGUGGAACUUUACCCAGAUCCAAAAAACUUAUUCCAAACGCGUAUGAUCCAGGUACGCUUCAAGUGGGGAUCAGAGCGCCGUUCAGCAACAAGCCAUUCCCAAACCCUGAAAAUUACGAAGACCCCAGAAAAGUAAGAAGUUCCAGAGACAGCAGUCCGAAUGUUGCCGCGGACGGUUCAUCAAAAACGAACAGCUUCGAAUAUUCCAAAAAACGGAAAGACAGCAAGCCUCUGUCCGCAUCAAGGGGCGACUUCAACGAAGUUGGCAUUCCCGUAGUAGAACCUCUCGAAACUGCUGCCAAAGGCUCCAUGAGUUCUCUACGAUCACCUACAAUAAUGAUGGCCAUAACACAAUUAGACAGAAAUCCAAGCCGGGAGAUACUCGAACAGACCCGUUUCACCUAUGCACCCUCGAGGAAACACAACACCGAAGAGAUGGAAGAGAAUCGCAAGUUUCGUUUAGAGAAACUGAUGCAACCGAUGAAUUACCUAGAACCUACUGCCAGACCACCGUCUCGAGAUCAAGCCUCCUCGGGCUUCGGAAGUCUUCAAGACAUGCGCGAAAGAGCGAGACUUCCUAGCGAGAUUUCGGAUUCGAGAGAUAGUUUAAGUUCGAAAUCUUCGACCUCAGGACCGCCGAAGAAAGGAGGUCCCCUCUGUACAGAUUUGUAAGGGAAAUUUUCGUAAGGAUUUCAUUGCGAGUAUUAAAGACAAUUUUUACUUUUAUACGAAACGUAUACUGACCAGUAACGAUCAUUGAUUCAACAUUCAUGUGUACGCGAUAAUGUACUUAUUCUAUCAGUGUUUUGCAUUUUUCUCAAUAACUGUAUCGUUGGCAUAAUUAAUUCUGGAUACGUGUAUUCGAAUUAUGAAAUGUUAUUUCCAUUUUAUUCAACUACAAUGCUUCGGAUGUCAAUAAUUCAUAAACGCGCAUAAUUUAAAUGUAAUAUUUUUUUAUAUUUAUAUUUUAUUUGAAUAAAUCUUCAUUAAUCAACAA